AUGAAUAUCGACUACUAUGGACGCAUCGCGGAGAGUCUACAAUUCGACAACAUUCCUGUUAUGAUCGCCACAAGCGCAUGCUUCAUUAUCGGCUUUCUACAAUACACCUACGCCAUAAGACUUCUCAUCCGGGAAGGUCAAGGUCCCAUACCAUUCUGGAUGCAAAGCUUUUACGUCGCGCACGAAUUGACCUUCGUUUACCUCUUCGCCGAAGCGGCGCCCCGCUACGAUUACCACUGGUUCUUCCUCUCAACCUCAUUCUCACUAGCUGUCUGGGCAGGUCUCGAGAUAUUCUGCAUGUGGUAUACCAUCCAGACCCCCAAAGACCGCAUCGCCACUUUUUCACCCCUCUUUAGAAAACAGCCCCCUACUUCAUCGAUCUUGACGUACACUUUCUUUCUGCAGCUGGCUAUGUUUGCAGUGGUCUGGAUAUUGAUAGAGUUUCUCGGCGCAGGUAGCUUCAUGCUCACAGGAGCGCUCACUAAUGUCCUUUUGAUCGUCGGGCCGACACACGAGUAUCUGUCUCGUGGCUCACGCAACGGUCUCUCUAUUGGGUUCUGUCUUACCAACGUGGCCUGCGUCAUCUGGACAUUCGCCCCGUUCAGCUUGGGGGGUUUCGUCUUACCUGAGAUUUUUGAUCAGCCUAUCAUGUAUUUUGCAGGAGCCAUCUUGUUUGGGUACUCGAUCUGGUUGACGACUGUUGUGGCGUCUUAUCCUCCCAAGACAGCUACCAAGGGACGGCCGACGCCGAUUUGGUAG
This is a messenger RNA of Fusarium verticillioides 7600, 759 nucleotides long. RefSeq lists its product as hypothetical. The transcript has a single exon. Bases 1 to 759 code for a protein of 252 amino acids. NCBI's taxonomy places the organism in Eukaryota, Fungi, Ascomycota, Sordariomycetes, Hypocreales, Nectriaceae. The record is from RefSeq and is a predicted model, not a curated record.